CGGCAGUGUAAGAUAUACAUUCAAGUGACCAAGAUUUACCCACAUGGGUGUAACAAACUCCUUGAUCUUUGAGCUGGCAGGCACAGAUGUGGAUAAUUCCACAUAUACAGAUGAUAAUUCCACAUAUACAUAUGAUUAUGGAAGCGACACACUCUGUGAUGAUGAGGAGACUGCCCUCUGGCUCUUUCAUGCCGUUUUCCAACCUGUGCUGUACAGCUUGAUCUUCCUGCUGGGCGUGGCAGGGAACGGCCUGAUGGUAACAGUCCUCCUGAGACGUUGGCACCUCCUGCGCAUCACUGAGAUCUACCUGCUGCACCUCGCCUUGGCGGACCUCAUGCUCCUUUUCACAUUUCCUUUUGACAUAGUUGACAGUGUCGCCGGUUGGCUGUUUGGGGAGUUUCUCUGCAAGCUGACGGGCCUGGUGCAAAAUCUUAACCUCCACUGUGGGAGUUUCCUUUUAGCUUGCAUUGGGUUCGAUCGGUACUUGGCCAUUGUUCAUGCCAUUCCUAGUAUGCAAAGUCGACGUCCAAGAACAGUGCGCCUAACAUGCAUUACAUUAUGGCUGGCCUGUUUGGGGUUAUCAAUACCCAAUGCUGUGUUUCUUUCUGUGAGAAUAGAAGCCAGACCAAUAUCUAGGCUCUCCUGUUUCUAUAAUGAUCAUGGUAUGCAUGCAAACAACUGGGUUUUGGCUAAUGGAGUUUUAGAUCAUGUGUGCUUUUUCCUACCUCUGGCUGUCAUGAGCUAUUGUUACACAGCAGUGGUAGUUACAGUGUGCAAGACUCAGAAAAGCCAAGCAACGCAAGGAGCAAUUAGACUGGCUUUACUCGUCACUGUUGUCUUUUUCUUCUGUUGGCUGCCAUAUAAUAUCACCCUACUGAUAAAAACUACGGUGGACCUGGGCCUUAUCUCGUAUGAAACCUGUGAAUUUUACGUCCUACUGCGACCAGCCCUUGAUGUGACGAAAAGCCUCGGUCUCUCACACUGUUGCCUGAACCCUUUCUUGUAUGCCUUUGUUGGGGUGCGCUUUCGCAAUGAGCUAAUACAGUUACUUUGUAAAUUGGGCUGCAGCAAUUGCCUACCUUUCCUCCGAGCUCAGGGUCACAGUCGACCAUCCAUUUCUGAUGGAGCAACGACCACCAGCACCGUACUCAUCUAAUAAACUCUUGUACAAUGUCAGCUGGAACUAAAAUGCUUCCGUUCUACAGUAAUUCAUUUGUACAGUAAUCAUGAAAAAUGUUAUCAUUUUAUCAAAUGUUCUGACAAUAUAGUACCCACUGCAACUUUGAAUGCAUUUAAAAAGAUGUUUUAUUUACCCAGUCAAGAAAAUGUUAUUUUUUGUCCAGAAUCUGUUUUUGCUUGUACUUCAGCUACUGCUUAUUGAAUUCAAUAAAGAUUUCAUAUAUUAUA
Molecule: messenger RNA, 1407 nt
Organism: Anarrhichthys ocellatus (wolf-eel)
Lineage: Eukaryota; Metazoa; Chordata; Actinopteri; Perciformes; Anarhichadidae
Gene: cxcr5
Product: chemokine (C-X-C motif) receptor 5
Exons: 2
Coding region: 44-1156 (370 amino acids)
Biological process (GO): G protein-coupled receptor signaling pathway; immune response; cell chemotaxis
Cellular component (GO): membrane; external side of plasma membrane
Molecular function (GO): C-C chemokine receptor activity; C-C chemokine binding
Source: RefSeq, a predicted model, not a curated record